AGUAAUAUUCGUCGGAAUAAAGAAUUGAGCAAUUGGAAUGAUACUCGUUUGUUUAUGCUACUGUUGUAUGAACAUAAGUGCCUUGUGCGUCUGCCUACAGUGGCUUCAAAUGACAUUAAAGUCGAGCCACAGAGUCUGCAGCGAUGCCGAAACGACCAGCGGCGCCCUUUGGCGCAGUUGUGGCCCACUACUCCCUGCCUCAGCCACCAGAAGACGAAUUUCAUAGGAAAACAAUUGAAAAAGGAGGAAAAAGAACAGACCCUGGACGGCAUCUGGACACCGGGUUCUUCAGGAUUCUGGCGUCUGGUGCGAUGGAGACGCGUCCUCGAGACGCGUCGCGGGUGCAUGUACUUGAACAGACUCCCAGCGUGGAUGGCAGCCGUCGUGCUUUGUGGAAGGGGGGUGGAGAAGCCGCGUUCCCUCGUCCUCGAGACGCGUCGCGGGUGCAUGUACUUGAACAGAGUCGCCUCGGACUCCAUAAGCAGCGCCACGCGGUUUCCCUGUAUCAGGACUACGUGUACUGGAGCGACUGGAGCACCGGGGACUUUGAUCAAGACUGGCCAGAGCCGCAGCCUCGCUAAGGACGUGGCCUGCAUCCCUCCCAGCUACGACGGACUGCCCGAAUUAGCUGCUGCCGGUGUCCGGCAAGAUUAUCCCUUCCUGGGCGAACUCGCCGAAGCCUCGAAGCGUCUGCUCUUCUGGACAGAUAUCAGCAGCCAUCAGGCCAUCAUUCGGGCCCGAGUCGAUGGCAAUGAGCAUGUGGACCUGGAAGAAGUCACGACUCUGGCCUUAGACCAACAGUCCGAUAUCCCAUGCGUAUCGAUAAAAAUCCGUGCUUCCAUGCACAUCUCGCAGGUCUCUGCCUUCGGGAGAUUUGUGUCGGACGAUAAGACCGGACUGGAGAGGAGCGCAAUCACACCUGUCUGCACAGUCGCACAAAGUGUUUCCACAUCUGCAUGGCCAGCGGGGUAUGACACGCAGUAUUCACGACGUAUGCUCGUGCCAGAUUCUGAUGCUCUGAUGCUACUGGAGGGCAAGGAGAACUACGGCGUCUAUCCGGACAGAUAAUUUUAAGUGGCGGGAGUAGUGACAUAAAGAACGACUGUAUAUCCGCCUUCUGGCGCUGUGACGAAAGGACUGCCCGGCGGAUCACUUCAGCUGACAGUCAGCCGAGGGCAGAGACAAGGCUCUGAUCUGCGAUG
Drosophila pseudoobscura is the source of this 1202-nucleotide messenger RNA. RefSeq lists its product as uncharacterized. Lineage: Eukaryota; Metazoa; Arthropoda; Insecta; Diptera; Drosophilidae. The transcript has 5 exons. The record is from RefSeq and is a predicted model, not a curated record. Bases 55 to 1068 code for a protein of 337 amino acids.